AAUAACAAUUGAAAUUCAAUCCCAAUCUCAAUCCCACAAAAUAAUACGUGUAUUCGGUAAUACCAAAUAUAGACAAAUUCGGUACAGUAUUCGAUAUAUCCCAAAUACUGGUACCAAACUUCCAGCCCUAUCUGGAAGGCAUCUAAGGGUGUGUGGGCCACAAAUGCAAACCUCUUCUCGCGUCACCGCUCGCCUUCUCCGGAGUGCCCUAUUUGUCUCCAGACAGACAAAACUACUCACCAUGUCCUUUUUGGUUGCCCCCGCGCUGGAACUUCAUGGUUUCAGUUUGCUCCGGAGAUUGCGCUUCAACCACCUUCUCUGAAGGUUAUUGAUUGGUUGAGGGAGGUGGGGAAGAAUUGCAACCAGUGUGUUCCUCAAUUCUUAGCUUAUCACCCGUGGAAUAUGUGGAAAGCAAGGAAUGAGAAGAUUUUCAAGAGCACUCCCCCUGGCCCCCACGCACAAUUGCGAAAAUGCUUCAUGAGUUUCAAUAAUGGAAAGCGUGCCCUCAAAAGAGGAAAGAAGGGACCAGUUGUUCAAGUCGGCCCAACCCAUCUCCAGCCCAUCCCUCACCACCGCCAGGUAAUCUUGAGUUUGAGAUUAACUGUGAUGGAUCGUUUUUCUACAAUUCCCCGGAGGCGGCAUAUGGAGUAGUCGUUACUAACACCCAUGGCGAGAUUUGUGAUGGAAAGGUCGGCUCCCUACUCUGCAGCUCAGCAUUGGAAGUAGAAGCGAGGGCAUUGCAGGAAGGAUGUUCAUUUGCAAUGGAGACUGCUAGUCCAUGCAUGAUCAAAUCUGAUUUUAAAGUCUUGGUUGACGCCAUUGGAGGGCCAAGAAAGGGGUGGUCGUGGUAAGUUGCAGCGAGACUUGACGUUGUCUCCUCUUUCCUCAGACGUUCCUCGAAUGUGGGAAUAACCAUUGUUCGUCGUGCCAACAAUGUUCGUACUGACUGGGUUGCCAGAUCAUGCGCCAAGAACCAACUUCCCAUCGAUUGAAUUACUAUCUUGAAUGUGUUGUCCCAUGUAAAAUUUCGCUAAUCUUUUGAGAAUAAUGCAGAGUCCUUUGUAAAAAAAUAAAAUACAAGGUAAGUGUAGACUAUGCUUGUAAUCGUUUAUGAAUUCUCUAGAUCACAUUUUGCAAACACAACUUAAACACACAAAAUAAAAGUUGACUUGAGCAUGAAUAUUUUUUUUUUGUUCGACAAUGGGCUUGAGGUCUUGACUCUUGAGCAUGAAUAUAAUUAAUCUGGAAGCUACCCUUAAUUCGCUAUCCAUUAAAAACAACUUAUAAUAAUAAAUUAAAUAACCCCACAGGACUGGAUUUAUUUAAUGAUAAAUACCUAUACCCGCCCUUUCUACCAAAAAAAAAAAAAACAAAAAUACCUAUACGGCUAUACCCGCCCCGAUUUAUCUUUUGCUUCUCUUUUGACCCGAAAGAAAAAUAAAGCAAAAGAAUUCCACAAACACAAAAAUCCAAUUUCUCCUCCCUCGGUUUCCUCAAUCUGCCCGAUUGUCCCUCCCGCCCCCGAACAAAAUUCCAAUCCUCCUCCUGCUGCUGCGUUCUCUUCCUCCCUCUCCUCUCCAGAUUCAAACAUUUCCUUCCUCUCCUCCCCUCCCACUCCCCGAUUACCUCUCCCUUCCUUCUCUCCGUCGCCCCCGCCUCCUCCUUCGCCGUCGCCGCCACCUACGCCAUCGUCGUCCUUCCUCGAGGUGGACUCCUAGCUUCGCUUGCCUUGAUUUUCUCGUCUCUGUCCCUCGUUCCUUGAUUUCACGAUCGCGAUGUCUUAUCUGAGAGUUUCCCCCUCUUUCUGACGAGUUCUGUUUGGAAAUGUCGCAGGAUUCCCUCGACUCUUCUCGGCCAUUGCGCGUGGAUUGCUCGGGAGAAGCUGCUGAGAGAAAGAGCGAGCUAGAGCGAGAGAGAGAGAGAGAGAGAGAGAGAGAGAGAGAGAGAGAGAGAGAGGCGCUUGUGUUUCUUUCUCUUUGUCUUGAGGUCAAUUUCUAGCUGCUCUUGUGUUGGUCAUGUCGCCGUCUGGCAGCUGACUUUUUUGUAUCUCUUAUUUCCAGUCUCCUUUGUUCGAUCGGAUUGCCGUGUUUUUCUUUGCCUGCAUGCAGAAUUGCAUAUCUCUUUCUAUUAACAUUAGCAUGUUGUUGGUAAUUCUGGCUAUUUUAGAUAUGGAUUUUCUGGAUGCAUUCCAGUGUUAUGCAAUGUUGCCAAGAAUCUUGUUUACUUGAAAAAUGUUACGUCGUAUUCUUCCCCAUGGCUGUUUUGUUUAUAUCACCUCAGCCCUCAGGAUUAUUGCCCAGGAUCGAGCCAUUGCCUAGGAAGAUAAUUAACUAGUAUUCAUUCGGUUUACGGCGCCUUCAUUUAUUGCAAGGCAGGGGCUUCUCGUUGUACAAUGGCUAUGGUUAUCACAUCAUCUGUAGCUAGUGUAGGCCCUCAUAUAUGUGCAGGAGUUUUAUGACUUGGGAAACUGUUCUUACAUUGUUUCAUGUGGUAAUGCAGUUAUGCAGAGCCAGUUGGUGUGCAACGGAUGUAGGAGCAUUCUUCUUUAUCCAAGAGGAGCUUCAAAUGUUUGUUGUGCCUUAUGUAAUACAAUUACGUCAGUCCCUCCUUCGGGUAUACUACUUUUAUGUGCCUUUUUUCCCCCAAUAUAUUGACUAAUGGUUCAUUCUAUUACAUUUGCUUGACUGGUUAUGUGGGCUAUGCCUUUGGGUGAAAUUUAGUUCUGAGAUCUUGCAAGAAGCAGUUAUAACAUGAUAAAGUUUCAAGACUUUGCUUGGACUGAACUUUUGUUAUACCAUAUACUGGAGUUAAGCAAUUUACAUAUUCUUGACUUCCUAUGAAUCGUGCCUUUGAAAAGUGAGCCCAGUGAUAUUUAUUGUGAAGAUUUUCUUUGUAGACAGCAGAUAUUUGAAACAUAUGUAUGUCAUUGAUUUAUGAUCAAGCCUCCAGCUCAUGAUGCAACGUCCGUUGUUGAUCUUUAGUUGGGUUCAACAAUGAAUUCUAUGUGAAAAAGGUCGAGUCUCUUGCUCCCAUGUAUUUCUAAAUAAAAUGUGAUAUAUGGUAUGAAGAUAACAAGCUGAUUUAUCUUACUUACUUCUUGCUCAAUUCUUCACUUGAUGUAUUAGUUUUGGCAUCUUCAAUUGGUGAAGAUGCAAUUUCAACCUUGAAGAGAAUUUAUGCUUUUGAGGUUUGGAGUCCUUUCGAUGAAAAAAUCAUAAAAAUAGUACUGGUAUUUUUGUCGGUUCGGGGUGAUAUUCAGUCAAAGAUGCUCGAAUUCUUUUCUGCUCCUGUAUGAGCUACAUGUUAACAUAUUCCAAUCUUUAUGUCAACAUUGAAGGUUAUAAUUUUAACAAAGGAUAUAGCUGCUUAACUUGUAUGUUAUCCCUGCAGGGAUGGAAAUGGCUCAACUUAUAUGUGGAGGUUGCAGGACUUUGCUAAUGUAUACACGUGGUGCAACCAGUGUCAGAUGCUCUUGCUGUCAUACUGUGAACCUGGCACCAGGUAAAAAUUGAUUACCUGAUUAGAUGCCAGUUUAUAAGUUCUGAUAAAGUCAGAGAUCUCUUUAUUCAAGAUUCUACAAAAUAUAGAAUAAGAGGAUUACAUUUCUUCCAUAAAGAUGUUGGCAAUUCAUUCAUGAGCAUUCGAGUUGCUUACCAGCAAAAUUACGAACUUGGCAUAGAUGUAUUUGGACUGAUGGCUCCCAUUUGAAAAAUAACAGUUCAUUCUGGAUCACUGAUCUCAUAGAAGAGCUGUGUGUCAGCUUAUUGCUCCUUACCGUUUGUGAUUGACCCUAUGUGCAUUUCUGUUAUGAGCUUAGGUCCAGUAGUUUAGUGUCCAGGCUAUUUCUGUUAUGAGCUUAGGACCAGUCAGCAUGAAAUGCCACAUCAGCUUUGUAAUUUAAUUAACAGGAGAUAAUGCUAAAUCUUGAUUCCUUUAACUGCUUCCUGUUCCAUAACUCAUGAAAGUGCUGAAGAUUUGUUCUUCUCAAGCUUUUACGAGACAUGUAAAAAGACAUUGAGUUCUGAAUUCUCCAUGGGUUAUGAAAGCAGAAAACUAACUUACUAGCAAAUAGUUCCUUCUAGAGUUGUGCGAGUUUUUAUUUAUUCUACAUUUUGAGAUGGAGAACCCUUCAUUGAGAAUCCUAAUUGGAAACGUCUUGAUAUACAAACAAAACCACCUUCAAGUGUCAAUUAUUUUCAAAUAAUUAUGUUAUUAUGGAAAUACUCUUCUUAGUGACCAUUCUAUACUUCUCAGUUUCACCUGAUAGUUCAAUUUCUAGCUUCUCUUUUGCAUGUAUGUACAUAAGGAACACUGAUAUGAUAUUUUCAUCUUAAUACAUUUCGUGAUGUACAUCACAUGAUUUCUGUUUCCAGCAAUGCGUGUGAGGGUCAUAUAGUGUUUUGCUUGAUGUGUUCCUCCUGUCAAAUGUUAUUUUCCUCAUAUAGCGUCUCCUGAUUCUGAUUUUUGAAUUUUGGUUGAUGUGAGGUAGUGUCUAGUCAGGUUGCUCACGUAAACUGUGGCAACUGCCGGACGACGCUUAUGUAUCCAUAUGGAGCUCCAUCUGUGAAGUGUGCAGUCUGCCAUUAUGUCACAAAUGUCAGUGUAAGUCUUCUACUUUUUUCUCCAAUUUGUGCUAUCUUUCCAUUGGCCUUUCCUGAUUUCUAAACAGCUAGGGUUGCCUGUUUCUAGACUUUUUGUCAUCUUAUCUUCUGUUCGAAGUAGAUAUAGUCGGUUGCAAGAACUAUGGUAAGCAUUAGAUCCCUUUGAAUAGAAGCGUUCAAAUCAACAAUGUGGUUAUAAAGGGAACUGACAAUUUAGCUGAAAAAUAUAUAAAGACUUCGGUUAGGGCUUCCUUACAGCUACCUAUAGCUGAUUUUAAGUUCUACGUUUUCCUGGGAACACAAUUUAGUUAGGGAGAGGAGGUUUUAUUGUUGACUUCAGAAAGCCAAUGUCGAUGAAAUGGAAUGGUGUGAUUGCAGAAGACAUCCAUUAAUCAGACCACAGCUAAUUAAUGGGUCCCAAUAUAACUAUCUUGUUUUGGGAGAGGGAUGGUCUGCACCUAGUGGUCUCAUUAUAUUACUUUGCUUUCCCGGUGCAGGUGGCAAAUGUGAGGGUUCAACUGCCAGUGAACAGACCAAAUGGUACAGGCGCUACGCUGCCAUUGCCAUCCACUUCCUCAGUAAGUUGUCAACUUUGCCGAGUGAUCUGAUUCUGAGAAACAUUCGAUAUCUUCUCUGUUUUACUAAUUCUGAUUGUUGUUGCUUCCCUUCAUCCAUUGACUCAGGCAAUGCCGCAAUCACAGACUCAGACAGUAGUUGUCGAAAAUCCAAUGUCUGUCGAUGAAAGUGGGAAAUUGGUAAGAAUCAACCUAGUCACCCCAGCCUUUCUUUGCCCGGGAAAGUAAGAAUCAACCUAGUCAUCCCCAGUCCAACCCAACCAUCCACUUAAAACUCAUCUAAGCCAGAGAAACCCAUUUGACCCAAAUUCAUUGUGUUCUUCUGCAGAUGGGUUACAGCAAAAAUACCAUUUCAUAUCUUAUAUUUUAGUACCCAAUUCACACAUUUACAUGAAAUUUUGUUUCAAACUGAAACUGGUAUUUAGUUUCAAAUAUUUUUGAGUCCUAAACUUUCAGAACUGGUCCAGAAUCUGAAUCGAACUUUUUCUCUGUCAAUUCAGUCAGGUGAUGAAAUUACAUUACUGCACCCCUUCUUUUUUAGCCAGUUAUAAACUAGUCCACCUCUGUCGUUUUACAAUCAAUACCUAAACUACUAGGAUCGUACCCAACAGCCCUUAGACUUGAUAGGCAACUGCAAUGCCAUUAGAAACCAUAUCAGAAUUCCAAGAAAAUCUCAACAACCCACUUACAACUUUCAAACACUCGUCCCCAUGAACCCGACCCAUGGACCUAACUCAUUUGUGCCACCUCUAGUGCUCUCCUCUGUAUCUUCUGCUUCUCCUGCAUUUCAUCUUUCUCAGUAUGAGUGCUGUUUGAUAAGAUCCCCCAUUGAAAUAUACGUUGCAGGUGAGCAAUGUGGUUGUUGGAGUCACAACAGAUAAAAAAUAAGGAAGCGGGGGAGGCUUUUGGAGAUCUUUGCUUGUAUCCAUUUUGAUUAGGGUUAGGGGUCAUGGCUUUUGGGGUUUGGGAGGGGGUGGAGGGUGGGAACUGUGUGUAUAAUAUUUCAAUGGAGAUUAAACAGAAAGAGGAAGAAGCUAUAGAGAAAAGAAGCCUUGGGGAAGAAAUUUUAAAAAAGAAAGUGUGGAUGUACAUUUGAGGAACUUUGUACCAUUCAUGCAUAUUUUGUACUCUACUCAAAACCAUGGUGAAUCACCCUGCUGCUGUAAUCUUUCAGAUUUAUUUGAUUACAUUUUUGGUAAUCUCUUACAGAAAAUCUUCAUCUGUACAUCUCUUAUAAAUGACUAGGACAUUCCGUUUUUGGGUUCUCUGUGGUCUAUUUAUCGUCCUUUCUUUUUCGCCCUGGAUUCGAAUGUGCUCCUUCUUGAUUAUGGCUUGCGACAUAUAGACAGAUUUGUUUUGCGGAGAGUGUGAAAGCAUGUUUGUACUGGAGGAACAAGGCGAGAAAGGCUCAUGACAUACAGAUUAGUUCUGCGGAGAGAGUGAAAGCAUGUUGAACAGUCAGUUUUACAUGCUGGAGCUGGAGGAUCUUGUGCUUCUAACUUGAGGAGAAGAGCACUUAACUUCUCAGUUUUCGCCCAACAACGAAAUGUAACUGUCCAGCUUGGUUCAUCCGAUGGCGUUGUAAAUGGCCACUGUAAUGAAGACGGUUUUACGAUACCGCCAACAUUACAAAAUACAAACUACCAAAUUUACAGGCCGCGACUUGACGCUGAGAUACAGCGAAGAUUGAAAGUCCCUAAAUACGUAGAAACUGCCAGGAAAAAAGAGCACCACCUUCAAUUUGUUUAGUGUUUCUCAGCAGGAAAGGCGAAGCCUAAGCAGUUUCCCAACUACUAUGACCAGAAAGCGGGAAAUCAUCUAAAAUUUGUCCAUCUGAUGGUUCGACCACCCGAAGAAACGUAAUUCACAAGUAGAAACAUAGAAGUUAAAAAAAAGUGGUUCAUAUUUAGGAUCAUCCCCCGUAGAAUCGCAACUAUAAAUGAUGAACCCACUUCGUUUCGGUUUCACAGACACCCCAAAAUCCAAUCAAAAACCCAGAAGCAAGCUCUACUCCUAUCCAAUUCCAAUCCAUCUAUCUAUCUUCUGGGCAACAUGGGUGAAGAAGAGGUCGUGCAAAAGCGACAGAAGGCGGUUGUCCUGGUGCUCAGGGCGGCGGCCUUGCUGGCCACCGCAGCUGCAACCAUUGUGAUGGCACUCAACAAGGAAACCAGAACCUUCGUAGUUGCCACCGUUGGUACGACCCCUGUCACUGCCUCUAUCACGGCUAAGUUCCAACAGACCCCUGCAAAUGUAUUCUUUGUGAUAGCCAACGCAAUGGCUAGCAACCACAACUUGAUGAUGAUUGGUUCCGACCUGUUCGGCAUUGAUUACAGAGGAUUCAAGCUCCCCUUAGUAGCCAUUCUAGAUAUGUUAAACGCGGCGCUGCUGUCAGCCGGGGUGCACGGGGCGGCUUUCAUGGCGCAGCUGGCCAAGAACGGGAACUCGCACGCCAGGUGGAACGAGAUCUGCGAUAAGUUCCAAGGUUACUGCAACCGCGGCGGAAUAGCCAUUCUUGCCUCCUACGUCGGGCUGCUGGUGACGUUGGGCAUCACCGUGGUGUCCAUUGUGAAGCUCCUGAAGCCCAAGCCACAGCCCCAACCUCUCGCCUCUGAGAUUGAAGUCCCCUGACUGAGCUAGAAGAAGAAGAAGAAGAAGAAGAAGAAACAGAGUCUUGUGCCGCCGCCGGUGGCGCCUUUUAUUACUUCGCCCCAGUUGUGUGUUGAUUAGGUUCUAUAAAGUAUAAACCCCAGGCUGAAUCUAUUUCAAAGUGUGUGUAAAACAAAAACUUCCAUUUGGCCCCCUUUGUUUUUGGUUUGCUCCAUCUGGCUACGUGAGAAAUGUUGUUGGUAUUUGUAGCUCAAACUGGACACUUUUUUAAUAGGGUUAAUAUAUUUGUACUAGAAAAUUGGCCCGCGCUCUGCAGCGGAUUCUCGAAAAUAAAUUGACCCAUUAGCAUUAAAAAGUAAUAAUGCGAAAUCAAGGUGAAUGUCUUUAGUAGUGGAAGAGAAAUUAUUUAUUAACUUGAAGCAGAUGAUUUUAGAACCAUUUUUAACUUCGCAAUCUAUUUAGCCUCAAUGGACUUGAGUAUGAUUUUGGAGUAAAUAUUUGUAUUAUGAUUAUACAAAUUGAUUUUGAAUGGAAUAUUUGAACUUAUGAUAAUAUAUACAUCAAGAUAUUCCCCAAUUUUAUGAGGCAAGAAAAUAAUUUUGUAACAAUCAAUAAAAGAAACUCUAGUAUAAAUGCGAUGAAUAUUGUUAUUUUACAGAAUAAAUACUGUUAUCAACACAUAAUUCUGGGACAGCCCUUGGGGUUGAAAAGUGAGUACAUUGAUUUUUGAGAUAGUGUUAUAUUCAAAUAGAGUAACUUACAGUUUUACAUAGAGUUUGUCAUGGGUUUCCGUAAACUAAUAAAAUAAUCUCAUAUUCCGCCCAAAUGGAAAGAUCAAUAGAGUAUCAAAUUAUCAAUUAUCAAAAUUGAAUGACAAUAAGAUGACUUAUGAACACUUGUGAUUAUUGUUCGCAACCUUUUUGCAGUCUAUGUAUAUUGUACUUGAUAAUUGUGAAAUGACACAAAGUGAGUCUAGUAAUGUACAACGUUCUUACUUAACUAAUAUCAAUAUAACAUUAUGUAAAUUGUUAAUAUCGUUUAGGAAGACUUACGUAAUACAUCUUAUGUAAGAAGUAAUUGUCAUUCCAUAAUCUUUAUGUAAUGCCCUUAUAUCGUACAUAACAUAUGUAAAAUGACGUUAUGUAAUAAGCUUUAUACAGUUGAUGGUCUACUAUGCAAUGAAUACUAUUAUCAUAUUGCAUAAAGUAUGAAAUGAUUAUCCAAAAUACAUCUAAUUUAAUUGUUACGUAAAAAAUAGACGUAUUCCCAUGCAUCCGGUGCGAACAUCAUGGGUAGAGCAGAAAGAGAAUUAGGGAGUAGAAGAAAUCAUGAAUAAAUGCAUGCACGAAAUUCCAUCAUAAAUGGUAUACCUCCUCCAAUUCUCAUACUUUAGUGGUACCCGAUAUAUUUUACCCUACAAAUACAUAAUCCUUCCACAUCAAACAUUGUAGCAUUAUACAUUUUCUCCACUUUAUGUUUUACCUGCUAACACCCUAAAUAUGUACCAAGCAUAACUCAGAUGAAAUAAUUGCAAGAGGGACACCUGUAAGGAAUCUGUUAGGUAAUGUGGAUUUUAACAAAUUAAAUGAUAAAACCUCAACAUUUAACAAAAAAAGCAUUGAAAACGUGAAAUGGGAUGACGAUAUCAACCUGAUUUGGACGGGCAUAGGUCCUCUUCUCGAUCUGACCUAUUCUGACUCGCCCCAUUCUCAAUCCAGUAUUCCCUAAUUACAUGUAAUUUUACUCAAAUUGUUUAAAAUGUUAUUAUUAUCUCGACCCAGUCUCAACCCAGUAUUCGCUCAAUUUAACUACACUUAUCAUAUAUCAACAUCCUCAUUCCGACGUGCUCCAAUGUCAUUCCUUAAGCGAAGGAAAUAAAGAGGUCAAUGAAGAUGAACAGGUGGCAUGUUUUAUUUUGCACAUAACAUGUGUCACCCAUGCAAAAGAAUGGGGCGCAUGAAAUCUAUAACCGGAAAAUCAUUUAUUAAAUUUUUUGUUUAGUU
Molecule: messenger RNA, 9786 nt
Organism: Linum trigynum
Lineage: Eukaryota; Viridiplantae; Streptophyta; Magnoliopsida; Malpighiales; Linaceae
Source: the annotation of a GenBank genome assembly